AUGGCCUUGGCCAUCGCGCUCCUCCUCGCGGGGGUCCUGCUCCCCUGCUGUGGAGAGUUCGCGCUCUUUAAAAAGGGGUCUACAAAGGCAAACGGGGCGAGGUGCUCCCACCACUCUGAGUGCUUCAGUGACUGCUGUCUCAUCAGCUUGGACUCCGGCGGUGCUUUCUGUGCCCCUCGGGCCAGAAUAACCAUGACGUGCUUGCCCCAGACCAGGAGCGCCAUCAAUAUCGUGUGUCCCUGCCAAGUAGGCCUGCGUUGCAGACACAAGGACCCAAGCUGUAGCCAUCGCUGCCGUUUGAUUUAG
This is a messenger RNA of Rangifer tarandus platyrhynchus (Svalbard reindeer), 306 nucleotides long. Lineage: Eukaryota; Metazoa; Chordata; Mammalia; Artiodactyla; Cervidae. The record is from the annotation of a GenBank genome assembly.